UACCGACCGGCGCAGAUUGUGAGGCUUGUAUCACCUUUGCGCAUAACUUUUUCUACAUCAUUCCUUUAUUUUCAAGGAUCACCAAGAAGCUGCAAAGUCUUAAACCUGCACAAGAGACUACGCCUCCAAAAAGAGAGUCACAAUGGGUCGCACAGUCAGACAAAAGCGGAAGAACCGUUCCUCGCGCCCCAAAGUCAAGCAGACCAACAGGCCCAAGAAGGCGCUGAACCCACUAGGGAACGAUCUGAUUGCGAAGAACUGGAACAAGAAGGAAACCCUGACGCAAAACUACCGCCGCCUCGGUCUCCUGACGCGCCUGCAGGCCCCAACGGGCGGUGUCGAGCCCGGGCUGCGCGGUGCGGCCGACGACAAGAGUAACGCUCACGCGCCCCUGGGCCUGUCUGAGCGCAAGUCGACUGCGAGCAGCGCAGUGCGCGAGGUGCGCGUGAAGCGGGACGCCGAAGGGCGCAUCGUUUCGGUCAUCAACGAGGAGGCUUCGGCGGCGGCCAACCCGCUCGACGACCCGCUCAAUGAGCUCGAGACCGACUCCGACUGGGAAGGAUUCGGGUCUGACGACGAGGCGCCCACGGGUGACCGGGUCGUCGACCAGCUGGAGCGGAUGGCGAGGGUGCCCAGGGUCAAGACGGUUAGGGGGCUGAGCGAGAGGGAGGUCGAGUGGUUGGAGAGUUUGGUGGCCAAGCACGGGGACAACGUCAAGGCCAUGGAGAGAGAUCACCGGUUGAACCCGAUGCAACAAACCGCUGCGGACAUUUCUAGGCGGUUGAGGAGGUUAAGGGGUGAGUGAUUGUUUUGGUUGUUUCUGGUUUAUUGUUUGUUUGCUUCGUUGAUGUCUCUUUGAUGCGGCAUUGCACAGGCGUUUGGCGUUCGUUGGGAUGGAUCAAAAGCAAGGACUCAAGUUCUAUUACUGUCGGAGACAGAGUUCUUGAACUUACAAGAUGCUUGGGCUUUUUGGGGGUUCGAAACGAAAAAUGUCAGGACCAUCCUCCUACUCGGGCCUACCGGCGGCCCACGGUUUAACGACAUAUUUUACUUUUUACUUUGUGACUAUCAUAUUAUGGAAACACAAUACUGGCACCGGUGAUAUAGUGUCACAAAUGAGAGCUAGGGUUUAGGCUUGGAAUAACCAUGAGUGGGAGGAUGUUAUUGAAGGGCUACCGUUGCUGAUGUGAGCUUGGUCUGGAAAGCGGUAGUUGGGGGUUACUUGGAUGCGCCACAAUGUCUGGGAUGAAGAUCAUUGCCACGAGCAAAAUAUCAGAACCAUCCCUUCGCACUACUACAUACGUAAUAUUGCGAAUAUCAGAUUCCAACUCGAACGAUAAGAAAAACAUGCUAGGUCUAGGAGAAUGUAUUUUUAGUCCUCCUGAUUUCCUGGGGUAAGAUAAUAAUUAUAUGGACGGUACAUUAGGGGCGGGAUCGCAUGCAAGGUGCCGUCUUGGCAAAGCUGCCUACUGCGCUGAGUAGCUAUUUAAGGUACGACAACGUCACAAAAAUGGUUCAAGGAGGCGUUCAUUGUCA
Molecule: messenger RNA, 1536 nt
Organism: Pyricularia oryzae 70-15
Lineage: Eukaryota; Fungi; Ascomycota; Sordariomycetes; Magnaporthales; Pyriculariaceae
Exons: 2
Coding region: 143-805 (220 amino acids)
Biological process (GO): ribosomal large subunit biogenesis
Cellular component (GO): nucleolus
Source: RefSeq, a predicted model, not a curated record